UUAAUGACAAAGUUGUACAACAAACUUGCUGUACAACUUUGUUGUGUAACUUGUUAUAAUAUAGCACAAGCAUCCAGACUAUAUAACAAAAUACAAAACAAAAAAGUGCGCAUAUUUUUCGCAGCAUUUUAGCUGGUAGGUGGUAGUAUGUAAAAUGUCGUCAAACGUAGAGGAUGCCAUAAUGGCAGCAGCAGCUUGCGUAAUUUUGUGCAGGCGACACCGACGUGUAAAGCGAAGAUUUUGGGUGCGGCGUUCAUUAAAAGCUCGAGAAAUAUGUAGGGAUACCGCCCUUUUAACUGAUCUGAAAAGAGAUGACCUAGACCCAUCGACAGGAGACAUUAAAUGUGAUGGCAGUUUUAAAAACUUGUUAAGAAUGACAAGUUCUGAUUUUGACUAUCUUAUAAAUGAAAUCGGCCAUAAAAUAUGUUAGGCAGGAAAGACACAACAUUUCGAGAUGCAAUUCCAGUACGAGAAAGAUUAACAGUUACGAUGAGAUUCUUAGCAAGUGGAGAUUCCUACCAAAGUUUAAGCUAUUUAUUUAAAUUUUCUAAGCAGAGUAUUUCUAAUAUUGUGCCAGAAUUUUGUGACGCUCUCAAUGACUGUUUAAGAGAUAUAAUCAAAGUACCCAAAUAUCAAGAGGAAUGGCAACAGAUUGCAAAUGAUUUUGACCAGAAGUGGAAUUACCCUCACUGUUGUGGCAGUAUCGAUGGAAAACACAUAUGCUUACAAGCUCCAAUAAAUACUGGAAGCGACUAUUUCAAUUACAAGGGAUUUUUCAGCAUAGUGCUUUUAGCUAUAGUGGACGCUAACUAUUGCUUUACGUUUGUAAACAUAGGUUGCCAAGGUCGUUUGUCUGAUGGCGGAGUAUUUGCUAAUACAACAUUUAAAAAGUUACUUGAAACCUCUUCCUUGAAUCUCCCAUCAAUGAAAGUUUUACCGGGAAGAAUAUUAACUUCACCUUUUGUGUUUCUUGGUGAUGAGGCAUUUGCUUUACAGCCGCAUAUGAUAACAUCCUUCCCAGGCACUCAACAGAAAGGGUCACCGGCUCGGAUUUACAAUUACAGCAGAGCAAGACGUGUAGUCAAAAAUACAUUUGGAAUUAUGUCUGUUAUAUUCAGGGUAUUUAGAAAACCAAUGCUUCUUGAGCCUCAAAAGGCAGAAAGGGUAGUUUUAGCAAGUUGUUAUCACCAGGAACUUUUGAUUCAGAGGACGCGCUGACGGGAGAAUUAAUACCUGGUACAUGGAGAGUCGAAGGUUAGCCAAAUGGUACUUUGCUAAAACUUAAAAAGAUUCCCAGGAAACCUACCGUGCUAGGCAAAGAAAUACGAGAGGAGUUCUCUUUGUACUUUACCAGUAAGGAGGGGAAAGUGCCGUGGCAGAAUAAUUUUUGAUUUCAAAUUUUUUAUUAAUUUAAAGUGUGCUUACCUCAACCGCAGUGAUAUUCCCAGUGUCCCGUGUCUCAGUAUCUUGCUUGGGAGAUAGACCACCUUCA
This is a messenger RNA of Acanthoscelides obtectus, 1492 nucleotides long. NCBI's taxonomy places the organism in Eukaryota, Metazoa, Arthropoda, Insecta, Coleoptera, Chrysomelidae. The record is from the annotation of a GenBank genome assembly.